AAAACACUAAAAUAACAGCAGAAGUCGUAAAAUUGUCAUAGCACAGAGUGAUUAAAAAGUGCACCGAUCAAUCUGCGAUGUUUUCUACUGUCGUCUGUGUAGUUUCAAUAACCUUCGUUUUUUUUUUAACAUAUGUGGUUCUGUUAACUUGGUUCUUUUAACUAGUCCAUUCCCUCAAAAUGAUUCAUCUUAUUUUCUAGUGUCUAUUUCACAUCACUUAAAUUAUGUUCGAUCGAUUUUUCAGUUUGCAAUACAAUGGACUCUUAUUUGAUUUUUGCAGGUAAGGUACAAAAUGUUACUAAAGUUCAGACACUUCUUUUCAGUGCUACUUUUCCAAGCUGGGUUAAGCAAAUUUCUAAAAAUUCUUCAAGCCAAUCAGAAAUAUAUCCAUCUUGUUGCAGCUGAGAUUAGGAAGAUUGAGGCUAGCACCAAUGUUCGACAUAUUGUCCUUCCAUGUAAUAGUACUAAUCAUAGGGCACAACUCAUCCCAGAUAUUAUUCGCUGUUAUAGCAGAGGAGGCCGAACAAUUAUAUUUACAGAGGAAAAGUUGUCUGCUAAUGUGAUUGCCGGACUGUUGCCUGAUGCAAGAGCUCUCCACGGUGAAGAUCAGUUCCAAAUAUAUGAUCAACUAUAUUUUCUUCUCCAUUUGGGAAGUAUACUUGAAGUUUCUCCAAGGCAGAAUGCAUAAACUCAUGUGCAUCCUCUUGUUGAGGUCUUAUAAAAUCAAGUAAAAAAUUUGUUACCGUAUAUGUCAUGGAUUACAAAUUCACAACAACAAAUCAAAUAAUAAGUAGAUAAA
Molecule: messenger RNA, 799 nt
Organism: Trifolium pratense (red clover)
Lineage: Eukaryota; Viridiplantae; Streptophyta; Magnoliopsida; Fabales; Fabaceae
Product: DEAD-box ATP-dependent RNA helicase 7-like
Exons: 3
Coding region: 293-688 (131 amino acids)
Source: RefSeq, a predicted model, not a curated record